UAUGCCUGGGCUAUCUCAUAUUUGUUUGCAGCACAAAUAACUUCUCCACCUUUCGGCUGCGUCUCUUCUAUACCGUCAGUCUCUCACCGUUUUGUUGCUCGUUUCCGACGUUACCUCCUUUCGUUCUGCUCAUUUGCAUAUACCUGCCAAAGAGAGGUCAAGCCACUUUUUUGGAGCUGAUGUCUUACAUCUACCUUUUGCUAGGAUAUUUCCUAGUUUCACCAGCUUUUUGUGUUUCUAAGCCAAAAGUGACAACUCCAUAUGGUCCUAUUGUUGGUUUCGAGCACAAAUCUACGGUAACCGGUUCAAAAUAUCAUGUUUUCCUGGGAAUUCGAUAUGGAAACCCACCGGAUCAUAUCUACAGGUUCCAGAAACCAGAACCAGUUGAGAAAUGGCCUCACAUCAACCAUGAUGCCACUCAUUUCCGUGCUUCCUGUAUCCCUUCACUCCGAUCUGAGCUGGAGGAGCAGGUCAAUUACAGUGAAGAUUGUCUCUUUUUGAAUAUUGUUACCCCACCAGAUGCUAAAGAGAAAAAACUGCCUGUUCUCGUUUUUAUUCAUGGUGGUGGAUUCCAAUUCGGUGAUACUUCAAUGAUUGGUUACCAGAAAGCCGCUGAUAACUUUGUGUCCAAGGAUAUUAUUUUUGUUUCUAUUCAAUACAGACUUGGUCCACUUGGAUUCUUUACAACUGGAGAUUCGGAGAUCCCCGGAAACAUGGGACUUUGGGAUCAGACCUUGGCUCUACAAUUCUUGCACGAAGUACUUCCUGACUUUGGUGGUGAUCCAGAUAGAAUCACUUUGGCUGGUCAUUCCGCAGGAGCUGCAAGUGUUUCAGCACUUCUCUAUUCACCACAUUCUGAUCAUUUGUUCAGCCAAGCUAUUCAACUUUCUGGAAGUAUCUUUUCCGAGAGCAACCUCGAUAGAAAUGUAGUGGAUGAUAGUCGAAAAUUGGCCAAAGCAGCUGGAUGUCCACAGGAGGAUUCCAAAGAAUUGAGAGAUUGCAUUGAAAUUAGAACAGUUGAUGAGUUGUUAGAUGCUAUGGAAUCAAUUGGUGAGCUUCUCCCUGGACCAAGAACUAAAAAGUUCCAUCCUUACUUUGACAAGGACUUCUUCCCGUAUGACAUUGAAAAAAUGUCCCGAAAGGCGCCAAAGAAAAGAACAAUGCAAGGUCUUGUCAGUUUGGAAAGUGGUUUGAGUGUGUUAUACCCUGUUAAACUCGCUAAACUUCUUGGAGUUCCAAAAGAAAGCUGGUCAACUUAUAGCAAGGAUAAUUUAGUAGAUUUCAUCAGAUCUCAAGUUGCCGUUGAACAAGAAUUUGGAACAGCAUCUGCAAGAUUCUCUGGUUUAGUCGAGGAAUUCUACUUGAGUGGCCCAAUGACUGGAAAUUCGAGUUUUUACUUGAACGCAUUUGCCAACUUGCUCAGUGAUCUACAAUAUAAUAUUCCAACUCUACAUGAAGUUGAGCUCAAGCUCCAGCACGGAUGGGACACUUAUCUCUACAUUAUUGACUAUGACAGUGAAACAACAAAAGAUCCAACUCAUCCAAUCAAGGGACCAUUCCAUGCUUCUGAAUUGAGAUAUUUGUUCAAUUUUAACGGAAUGGAUACAAUUCCAUUCAAUGAUAAAGACAAGAAGUUCGAGAAUUACUUUGUGAACGCAAUUGUCAACUUCAUAAACACUGGAACACCAAGUACGAAAGCCUUACUGUGGCCUGCAGUUUCAAAAUCUCAACCAUUUGCCAAUCUUCUUCUGAACGACAAACCAUCCGUUCAAACAUCAUUCCGACAAGAAGCUUAUGAACUUUGGCAAUCAGAUAUCGCAAAAACUGUUGGAGCAGAUUUGAUGAAAAAGAGACUACCAGCAUCCAAAGCCACAUUCCGUCACAGUGAACUGUGACUAGCCAUGAUCCGACAGCAAUUACUAAAUCAUAUUACCACUCGCCCACCUGUCCAAUAUUAUCAUGACGUGUUAACGCGAAACAGCCUCAUUUAUCGAAUUGGUUACAGCCGAUGAAUUGAGCUCAAAUGUUCAUAUAUAUACGGUUACAACUUUAGUUUCUCAUGUUUUUUCUUUCUGUUUAUUUCUCAAUGUUUUGAACGAUUUAAUAAAUGUUUAAAUUCAAG
Caenorhabditis elegans is the source of this 2122-nucleotide messenger RNA. It is a transcript of the gene cest-17, whose product is annotated as Carboxylic ester hydrolase. Gene Ontology annotation, molecular function: carboxylesterase activity. The record is from RefSeq and is marked reviewed. Gene Ontology annotation, cellular component: endoplasmic reticulum lumen. Bases 180 to 1895 code for a protein of 571 amino acids. Lineage: Eukaryota; Metazoa; Nematoda; Chromadorea; Rhabditida; Rhabditidae. The transcript is spliced from 6 exons.